AUUUCUUUACCUCCUCCACCGAGACCGACUCCUCCACCACCCCGAUCGAAAUCUUCAACAUCUCGUUCUCCUUCUCCUACUUCGACUUUUUCAUCAUCAACUCAUCCAUUGUCACCUCACCUUAUUGUGAAUGGGGAUGUAGAUGAAUUUAUUGGUUCUCCAAAGAAAUUAGUACAUCCACCACGUAGUUCUUCACCAGUUUCAACUUUGUCACCACCAAGGACGAGAUAUGGGCAAGUUAUAUCAAAUGAGCACUUAAUAUCCACUGAUCCCAAUGAUUCUCAGCAUUCAUCACAUUUAAGAACAGACUCAGGACCUAUUAAUACAAAGUUGUCAAUAAAUACGAAUACACAAUUUCGUCAGCAACGUCUUAUUCCGCCUACUAGAAGAACGGAUGAAAGAAAUAGUAUUCGACAAAGUAUUCCGAUAAUGAUGCCAACAAGUCUUUUUAAGACUUCAACAUCUUCUUCAACACUUAAUAAGCAUAACAUUCUUGUGGGGACAUCAUUACCGCCACCACCUCGUUCUCUAUAUAGAGUACCAAUACAUCUACCACCGAGUAUCCCUUUACCUUUACCCCCUCCUAGACCAAAGUCUACAAUGACCCAAAAUUCGGUCCCUAGAUUACCUCAAAUAACGCCACGAAUUUCCAAAGAUACAUCAAUGAAAUCUCCAACACGUUCUUCGAGCCAUUCAUCCAAUUCCAUGUAUCAUGUAAAUCAACUUCCACCACCUUCUCGCCCACCACCGACAAUACCAUUACCCCCAAUACCAGUAGAAUCGACGAAAAAUGUUAUAUCUAAUGAAAUAAUAAUUGAAUUUCCUGAUGAAGAUGAUCUAGAUCCAGAUUAUGCAGAAGAGUUAGAAGCAUCUC
Messenger RNA from Scutellospora calospora, 874 nucleotides. The record is from the annotation of a GenBank genome assembly. NCBI's taxonomy places the organism in Eukaryota, Fungi, Glomeromycota, Glomeromycetes, Diversisporales, Gigasporaceae.